Punctularia strigosozonata HHB-11173 SS5 is the source of this 903-nucleotide messenger RNA. RefSeq lists its product as uncharacterized. NCBI's taxonomy places the organism in Eukaryota, Fungi, Basidiomycota, Agaricomycetes, Corticiales, Punctulariaceae. The record is from RefSeq and is a predicted model, not a curated record. The coding region runs from base 1 to 903 and encodes 300 amino acids. The transcript has a single exon.
AUGCCUGACGACAACCCCGAAGGCGACGAGUUCAUUCCGCUCCCCCGCGACGAGUCUCCGAUGGCCGAAGACGCGCCGGACAAGAUCACCGUGCCCAGCGCUACGAGCGCCAAGUCAGCCGUGUCGGACGACAAUCACGGCUCGGGCAAUCGUAUCUCGAAGACGGCAACACCCGUUCACGAUCCCUCAACCCGCGGUGAUGAAGGAGACGAUGAAGACGAGAGCACGCACGACGUUCAGCUCCACCCUGAAGUCCCCACCAUGCUCGCCCGCUAUAGCCCUCGCGACGACGCCUUCGUAUUUCAGAAGUUCCACGAAGAUGGGUCCAAGACGUGGCCCGCGUUCAUCUCCAUCCAACGCAAGGUUAUUCGCGACUUCAUCGAAUUCGACGAGUCACUGCGCUCCGGCGCGGCGUGGUCGUACAAUCACGUUCCGGCUGGGUAUGAAGACCUCGCGAAGUCGUUCAACCACUAUGUUCCACCUCGUAUCGCCGCUUUCACGCUAGCGCAGCCUCAUCGAGUUGGUGCAGGACUAAGCCCUCACGUCACGGGUCCGUCGCCGCGUACUAUCAUGGUCACGCCCGAGGUUCGGCGCGCCUCCGCGAUACACAAGAAGGCACGCGCUCGCGACACCAUACGCAACACACCCUCUACGUCCCGCGAUUCGCGCGGAUCUCGUUCCACGUCAGCUCCUCCGUCGAAGCCGUCCACCCCAUACUCUCGCCCGUCUAGCCGUUCGACCUCGGAUGCGGGAUACUUCGACGACGAGCAGUACACUCAGCGCGUCGCUCAACGUGCUCUGGCCAGUUUGGCCGAUGAUGCAAUGCGGCGCGACUAUCUGCGGCGCGAGGCUAUUAAGGAGCGUAAGGAGAAGAGACGCGCUCGGGAAGACCGCGACGCUUAG